AUGGCUACCCCUAGUGUCCUCGCUUUUGACGCUGAGGGUCGAGCCAUUGACUUUGAGGUCUGGGUCGACGACCUGCAGCUGUUCUUACAGUGCGAUAGGGCGGACGGUCUCUCUCUCUUUGACCUCACCUCCGGCGCCUCUCCUGCCCUUGCUGCUGAUGCUGACCCCACUGUUCGCUCCCAGUGGGCCACACGCGAUGCUGCUGCACGUCUUGCUGUGCGUCGCCACCUGCCUACCACUGAGCGCGCGCACUUUAGUCAGUACAAGAGUGCUCAAACCUUGUACGACGCUGUAGUUGCGCGCUACUCUUCCCCUGCCACUGCUGCACUGAGCCGCCUCAUGCUACCGUACCUCUUCCCUGACCUUGCUUCCUUUCCCACAAUCGCUGACCUCAUUACACACCUCCGCACUAGUGACACUCGCUACCGCGCCGCGCUUCUUGCUGAGGACCACUUCCUCUCAGUCUGUCCCACUACUCUCACUGUUGACCUCCUAGAGAAGGCCCUCCUAGCAGCGGAGAAGAGCAUAGUCGCUGUAGGAGCCUCUCGUGGUGACCCUCGCACCCCCAUCUUUGAGGGGUGUUCCCCUUCCCCCCUGUUGCCCUUUGUCGCCUCUGCUGCUGCGGCCGACCUCGUUGGUCUUGAGUCGGUCGGUGCGGCGUCUGCCCCUAGCGGGAGACGACGCUCUGGCAAGGGCAAGGGGGGCAAGGGCGCGGGUGGAGCUAGCGGGGGUGGUGGAGGUGGCGGUGGAGGCGGCGGAGGGAGUGGGGGUGGCGGUGGGAGUGGUGGCGGGGGUGGUGGUGGUGGCGGCGGCAGCGGAGGCGGAGGCGGCGGCGGCGGUAGCGGUGGGAGCGGAGGCGGGGGUGGUGGCGGAGGUGGAGGCGGCGGUGGCGGAGGAGGUGGAGCUGGUCGGGGUGGUGCCUCGCAGUGGAGCGGCUCUGGUGGUGCUAUCUAUGAUCUUGACUUUGAUGGUAUCUUUGCUGCCAUGUAUGCUGUGACUAUUAGUGAUGAGGGUGACUGUUACCGGUGUUUCCCGCCUAACCCGGGCAUUGGUACUGCUACGCUAGGUACCGCGCCGGCUUCGGCCUCCCUCACCUUCACACUUGACUCGGGGGCUUCUCGCUCCUUCUUUCGAGACCGCACCACACUCACGCCGCUUGGUCGGCCGGUUGCACUCUCCCUGGCAGACCCCUCUGGGGGUCCUGUCCUGUCGCACUUCUCCACAGUCCUCCCGUGUCCGGCGGCUCCCUCUGGCACCCUGUCUGCUCUCUACCUCCCCUCGUUCUCUACGAACCUGGUGAGUGGUGCUGACCUACAGGAUGGGGGAGUCCACCACUUCACUCCUGUGCGUGAGCGGGUGACGCACUCCACCGAAGCUAGCACAGGCCGCCACUUGGCUACGUUUACACGUCAGCCGGGGUCGAGCCUGUACACCCUAACCACCGCGUCUCCUCCAGUUGCUGAGUCUGGUAGGGUAGCUGCGUCGGGUCAGGUGUUUGCUGCAGCGUCCAGGUCGGGUCCUGAGUCUGCCCCCUGUUCGUGUCGUCUCCUCUCUCACGAGACUCUCCUCUGGCACCACCGCCUUGGUCACCCCUCUCUGCUUCGGCUCAGAGGCAUGGCCUCCCGUCUUCUUGUUUCCGGUCUCCCCCGGUCCCUCCCUCCCCUUCCUUAG
Messenger RNA from Closterium sp. NIES-65, 1671 nucleotides. Lineage: Eukaryota; Viridiplantae; Streptophyta; Zygnematophyceae; Desmidiales; Closteriaceae. The record is from the annotation of a GenBank genome assembly.